Messenger RNA from Adelges cooleyi (spruce gall adelgid), 1516 nucleotides. RefSeq lists its product as uncharacterized. NCBI's taxonomy places the organism in Eukaryota, Metazoa, Arthropoda, Insecta, Hemiptera, Adelgidae. The transcript is spliced from 6 exons. The record is from RefSeq and is a predicted model, not a curated record. The coding region runs from base 244 to 1140 and encodes 298 amino acids.
GUGUCAUGUCCACCGCCGUCCGGAACGCACGCCCAGCGGUAACCGUCUCCUCAGCGUUCUUACCACCGUCGGCCGGUGCACCGCCGAUGUAUUCUAGUGGUGGUCCUUGUUGUAUAAAAUAAUAAUACUUGUUUUUUUUGCGCUAAAAAAUUCGUGUACGAUAAUUUUUUUGUAUGCGGUUGAUUUUUUUAUUUUAUAAUAAAUAAUCGUAACCCCGUGGCCCCAAAUCGGGUCGUCAACCGGAUGGAGCCUCGGUCCGGGCAACCGGCGGCCGCCGCCGUCGGAUGCUUCUUGUUCUUCUUGCUCAUCGCCUUGGCUUCGGAAGUUUUUGGCCUUACCGGCGUGCGAAUUUGGAACCCGGAGGCCAUUCGCGCCGGAGAAACGCUGCGUCUGUCUUGCGACUACGAUUUACAAGGAGUGCCGUUGUAUUCGAUAAAAUGGUACUUUGGCGACGAGGAGUUCUACAGGUACGUGCCCAAGGAAUCGCCGCCAACCAGGGUAUUUCCUUUGUCGAGCUCGACAUCCGUUGACAUAUCUGAGUCGAACGACCACAAAGUCACGCUGACCAAUCUCCCACGCGAAAUGUCUGGCCACUACAAGUGUGAAGUGUCAGCCGACGGACCGCUGUUUCAUACACAAAUCAAAGAGUCCUACAUUACCAUCAUCGAAGAACCAAAAUCUCCGCCAAUCGUGUUUGCCGGCAAGCUCAAGUACAGCAAAGGCGAACCGGUCGUGAUCAACUGCACGUCGUACUCGGCUUUUCCGGCCACCAACCUCACGUGGUACAUCAACGAUAUCAAAGUGACGAGCCAAACGAAAUACUCCAAGAUCGUGUCCUGGAUCGUCCCGGAACCUGGCGGCAUGGAGACCAGUAAAUCUAGACUGGAGAUCAAAGCUCGGCCGACGCUGUUCCCGAAUGGCCGCAUGCUCGUGCGAUGCGAAUCGAGUCAGUUCGCGUUGUACAAAAAGUAUACGGUCACCGAACUCGCCGAAGAUUCGCCCAAACUAGCGCAAAUGAUGAGCCCGUCGACCGUUCUAGGAGGAUCCCGAGCGAAUUCAGCCAACAAGUUUGUCACCAACGUCGUAUUCGCGUUGGUAGCCUGUUUGGCCAGCCGGAUAGCGUCGUCUCUUUUUAGAUAGCUUUAAAACACCAUCAACAAUAUUAUUAUGACGACGAUUACGAUUGAUACAAUUUUACCAUUAUACGCAAUAGCUAGACCCUAAAAAAUGUAUAAUAACUACUAAUGUUUGUUUUCCCUCAUACCUAUUAAGUAAAACUACUGUGUGACACGAAAACCCCUAUUUCAUACCGAUACUGUAUGUUGUGUUGAGUCUAGUCUUGAACGCAUUGCAGUACUUACCGAAGUCUACGUUUCCGCACUUGGUGUAAUAUUGUCUUAUUAGUAGAGUAUAAUAUUAUCAUUUUGCUGAUACUAUUAUUAGUUAUUAUAAUAUUUAGGUGUUAUUAUUUCAAUAAUAUUCUAAUAUUGUAUAUUUUAUGUUUACUGCUGAAAUA